Molecule: messenger RNA, 1524 nt
Organism: Durotheca rogersii
Lineage: Eukaryota; Fungi; Ascomycota; Sordariomycetes; Xylariales; Xylariaceae
Product: BcABA1, cytochrome P450 monooxygenase
Exons: 6
Coding region: 1-1524 (507 amino acids)
Molecular function (GO): monooxygenase activity; heme binding; iron ion binding
Source: RefSeq, a predicted model, not a curated record
AUGGCCCUCUUGAAUUUCUCGGACUGGUCGCCCGGCGGAUUAGGGCUCGUGGCCCUCGUUGUCUGGGCCUGCUACUUCUUCAUAUCGUCGUUCGCCUCCUGGUAUCGUCUCCGGCACAUCCCGGGACCGCCUCUAGCGGCCUUCUCGUACCUGUGGAUUGCGAGGGUUGCGAAGAGCGGCAAGCAGUUCUGGGUGUACCGGGACAUGUACAAGAAGUACGGCCCCCUAAUCAGAGUCGGACCCAACGAGCUCUCCACGGACGACCCCGAAGUCAUCAAAAAGAUAGCCGGCGCUCGAAGUACCUACGCGAGAGACCCCUGGUAUGUGGCCGCGCGAUUCGACCCGUACCACGACAAUGUCUUCACCAUGCUUGAGGCGGGGACGCACGACCGGUUCAAGGCGAAGAUUGCUGGGGCGUACGGCGGCCGGGAGACGCCGGCGCUGGAACCCGGGAUCAACGACCAGAUCCGCGCGCUCCAGGCUCUCAUCCGGCGCAAGUACCUCUCCGACGAGGCGACCGGCCAGUACCACCCGGUCGAGUUUGCCGAGCUCGUCUCCUACUACACCGUCGACGUGAUCACGCGAUCCGCCUUCGGCGAGGAGUUUGGCUGCCUCAACACUGACACCGACGUCCAUGGCUUCCUCGCCGCGGUCAAGGAGAGCUGGGCUAGCCUCGCCAUGGCCCUCGACGUGCCCUACAUCCGGAACAUAUUCUUUUCUCCGGUCUUCCUCAAGUUCUUCGGCCCGCGGCCAACGGAUUCCGGCGGCAUGGGCAAGCUCAUGGGGAUCGCCAAGGAUGUCGUGGACAAGCGCUUCGCUACGGGCGCCAAAGAGAGGACAGACAUGCUCGCAUCCUUCAUCAACCACGGGCUCGACCGGCAGGAAUGCGAGACGGAGGCGCUCUUCAUGAUCAUUGCCGGGUUCGAGAACACGGCUUCGGUCAUCCGCACCACGUUCCUAUACCUCAUGACCUGCCCGCGCGUGUACCGCAAGUUCAAGGAGGUGAUCCGCGACACCCUCCGCGAGGGCAACGUCUCCAGUCCCAUCCUCCAGGAGGAGGCCAAGAAGAUCUCCUACCUACAGGCCGUCUUGUACGAAGGCAUGCGCAUGCGGCCGCCAGCGCCGGGCCUGUACCCGAAGGCGGUGCCGCCCGAGGGCGACGUGAUCCACGGCAAGUUCAUCCCGGGCGGUACGGCGAUCGGGUCGAACCCGUCGGCCAUCAUGCGCAACACGGCGCUGUUCGGGCCCGACGCCGACAUGUUCCGGCCCGAGCGCUUCGAGGAGGCCAGCGCCGAAGCCCGCGCCGAGAUGGAGCGCAACGUCGAGCUCAUCUUCGGCUACGGCCGCUGGAUGUGCGCCGGCAAGCCCGUCGCCUUCAUGGAGGUCAACAAGAUCUUCUUCGAGUUGAUGCGCGAGUUCGACUUCCAGCUCGUCAACCCCAUGAAGCCGUGGGACUCGCUGAGCUACAGCCAGUUCAUCGAGGACAACAUGUGGGUGCGGAUAUCCAAAACAGCCGAGUACUGA